Messenger RNA from Pelmatolapia mariae (spotted tilapia), 1770 nucleotides. It is a transcript of the gene fbxo31, whose product is annotated as F-box protein 31. Gene Ontology annotation, cellular component: SCF ubiquitin ligase complex. The record is from RefSeq and is a predicted model, not a curated record. Gene Ontology annotation, molecular function: protein binding. Lineage: Eukaryota; Metazoa; Chordata; Actinopteri; Cichliformes; Cichlidae. Gene Ontology annotation, biological process: SCF-dependent proteasomal ubiquitin-dependent protein catabolic process. The transcript is spliced from 10 exons. The coding region runs from base 1 to 1758 and encodes 585 amino acids.
AUGGCUGUUUGUGCCAGGCUCUGCGGAGUUGGUCAGUCUCGGAGGUGCCGAAGGCGACAGAGGCAUAACCAGCAGGAUCAAGGCAGCGAUUCCGACAUGGACGAGGAGGAAGAGGAGCAGAUCGUGGGCAAAGGGAGAUUCGACGCAGGUGCUUGCGGAGGCCCAGAGCGCGGCGUAGCAGCCACUGCAGGGCCGAGUGACGCUUACGAAUAUGGCAGCGGUCGUGUCAACACAGGGGGCUUUCUGGAUCGCACGAGCACGGGACCUCCACACCCCCAGUCCUUAGCGGAAUUACCACCGGAGCUUUUAGUGGAAAUAUUCUCCUUGCUUCCCGGAACAACUCUAUCAAAUGUUGCCCUCGUUUGCAAGAAAUUCAGACAACUCCUCAAGACGGAAACCAUCUGGAGAAGGCGAUGCAUUGAAGAGUUUGGCAUGAAGGAGGAUCUGAGGAAGGUGGAAGCACGGGGAGUGACUAGCCAGGAUCUCUAUGUUAAACGUGUCAACCCACGAGUGAAGUCUGGGCGCUUUAUGAAGCUCCUCCCGGACUACGAGCACAUGGACUAUAGAGACGUGUACACACACUUACUUCACCCAUACAGGCAUAUUUUGGGCCUAUGGCAGCCUGACAUUGGCCCUUAUGGUGGAUUGCUCAAUGUUGUGGUGGAUGGUUUGUUCAUCAUUGGCUGGAUGUAUUUGCCACCUCACGACCCCCGCGUGGAGGACCCCAUGAGAAGGCGCCCACUCUUCCGGAUCCACAUGAUGGAGAGCAACAAGGCCACUGUGGAGUGCAUGUAUGGACACAAAGGUCCUCACAAAGGAGACAUACAGACAGUAAAGAAGGAUGAAUUUUCAACAAAGUGUAACCAGACUGACCAUCACCGCAUGCCAGGAGGCAGACAGGAGGAGUUCAGGACAUGGUUGGAGGAAGAAUGGGGGAGGACACUGGAAGAAAUAUUUCAUGAGCACAUGCAGGAGCUAAUCCUAAUGAAGUUCAUUUAUACUAGUCAAUAUGAUAACUGCUUGACAUACCGAAGGAUCUACCUGCCACCUGCAAAGCCCUCUGAUCUGCUGCAGCCAGGCCUUUUCAAAGGCACCUAUGGUAGUCAUGGCUUGGAGAUUGUCAUGCUUAGUUUCCAUGGAAUGUCUGCAAGAGCAACCAAACUCACUGGAGAUCCCAAUGUUCCUGCAGGGCAGCUCACACUGGAUGUUGACCUGUGUCGGCCUGUGGUCCUCCCAGACUUGGAGCAACAGUGUAACAUUGAGGAGCUGUCACGGCUAGUAAUGGGAGUGCAUGAGGAAGUACAGAGGGAGCAGGAACAAAAGGAAAAUGGCACUUCUGCCACAGGUAGAUGUGCAGCUGAAGGGGCCUGUGGUGGUUCCAGCGCAGCAGAGGAGAUGGAGUCAGAUCACGGUGCUUGUUCAGACAGCUGUGACUCUAGUCACAGUAGCAGAACCAAUCCUGAAACGCAGCCUUUUGUCUUGCCUAUGGGGGUCAUGGCUCGCAACGAGGAGUACCCUCGCACCUGCAGAAAAUGCUUCUAUGGGACAGGCCUGAUUGCUGGGCAUGGCUUUACAAGUCCGGAGCGCACCCCGGGGCUCUUUGUGCUGUUUGAUAAGGACCGGUUUGGUUUCAUCUGGCUGGAGUUGAAGUCUUUCAGUCUGUACAGUCGCCUGACGGACAACUUACCUCACGCUCAUGCCCCCAACUUGGAGCGAUUUGAGGCCAUGCUGCGCAACAUGCAGUCCUGGACAUCCUGAUGCACCAAGCUU